This is a messenger RNA of Wickerhamiella sorbophila, 435 nucleotides long. RefSeq names its product Protein RCR2. Gene Ontology annotation, cellular component: intracellular membrane-bounded organelle. Gene Ontology annotation, biological process: vesicle-mediated transport. The record is from RefSeq and is a predicted model, not a curated record. NCBI's taxonomy places the organism in Eukaryota, Fungi, Ascomycota, Dipodascomycetes, Dipodascales, Trichomonascaceae. The coding region runs from base 1 to 435 and encodes 144 amino acids. The transcript has a single exon.
AUGGAUUGCUUGUGGACGAACAGCUCAUGUGACAGUUCAGAUGGCUGGACAUUCUGGGGUCGCUGGGUCCUGAUUGUCUGUAUUGCUAUUGCGCUCGCGGUUCUGAUAUGCCUUUUAAUAUUCCACUUUUCGCGACGGCGCCUUCACCAAGGCAGGCCUCCAAUUGCCGGAACUGGGUGGAUAGUGCAAUCUGCCGAGCGAACGAGGUCCUCACGCCGUCCUCAGGAACCGGAAGCCGAUCCGGUGCCCCCCUAUAUGCAGUCCGUUGGUGAUCAUGACGCCGGCUAUUACGACGCCAACGGCAACUUCGUAGCCAAGGGCCUGCCUACGUACGACAGUGUCCAGGCACCUCCCAAAGCUGUUUUGAGAACAGCAACCGAGCAAAUUGAGCUCGAUGCGGUCGAUAUCCAGUCUCCAAACACCUCGCCCGUGUGA